AUGAGUGUAAAUACCAGGGUUUACUCCGUUUCAAGAGUAUUUACUGAUGUAAAUAGCAAGAAGUCAAGCGAUUAUUGGGAUUAUGAAAAUCAUAAGAUUCAAUGGGGAGAUAUUAAGAACUAUGAGAUUUUAAGUAAAAUUGGUAGAGGGAAAUAUAGUGAAGUAUUUCAAGGUAUUAAUGUUAUAAAUGAUGAAUCAUGUGUUAUAAAAGUAUUAAAACCAGUUAAAUUAAAAAAAAUCUAUCGAGAAGUUAAAAUUUUACAAAAUUUAACUGGAGGGCCAAAUAUUGUUGGUUUAUUAGAUAUCGUCAGAGAUGAUCAACUGAAAAUCCCUGCUUUAAUCUUUGAAAAGAUUUCAAAUGUUGAUUUUAGAGUAUUAUAUCCUAAAUUCACAAUAUCUGAUAUCCAAUAUUAUUUUACUCAAUUAUUAAUUGCAUUAGAUUAUAGUCAUUCAAUGGGUAUAAUUCAUCGUGAUGUUAAACCUCAAAAUAUAAUGAUUGAUCCUUUAACUAAGAAAUUAAGGUUAAUCGAUUGGGGUUUGGCUGAAUUUUAUCAUAAAGGAAUGGAUUAUAAUGUUAGAGUCGCUUCAAGAUAUCAUAAAGGACCAGAAUUAUUAAUUAAUUUACAACAAUAUGAUUAUUCAUUAGAUCUUUGGUCAGUAGGUUGUAUGUUGGCUGCUAUAGUAUUUAAAAAGGAACCUUUCUUCAGAGGUGAUUCCAAUAAUGAUCAAUUGAUUCAAAUUGCAAAAGUAUUAGGUACUGAUGAAUUAACUCAAUAUCUUGCUAAAUAUGGAUUGACUUUAAGUUCAGAAUAUGAUGAUAUUUUAGGUAAAUAUCCAAAGAAACCAUGGAAAGCAUUCAUUAAUAAAGAGAACAAGCAUUUAAUAAGUAAUGAGGUGAUUGAUCUCAUUGAUAAAUUAUUGACUUAUGAUCAUCAAUUGAGACCAACUGCAAGAGAAGCUAUAGAACAUCCAUUCUUCUCAUUAAAGUGA
Scheffersomyces coipomensis is the source of this 990-nucleotide messenger RNA. It is a transcript of the gene CKA2, whose product is annotated as casein kinase 2 catalytic subunit. Gene Ontology annotation, molecular function: ATP binding; protein serine/threonine kinase activity. The record is from RefSeq and is a predicted model, not a curated record. The transcript has a single exon. Lineage: Eukaryota; Fungi; Ascomycota; Pichiomycetes; Serinales; Debaryomycetaceae. Bases 1 to 990 code for a protein of 329 amino acids. Gene Ontology annotation, cellular component: cytosol; nucleus; protein kinase CK2 complex. Gene Ontology annotation, biological process: peptidyl-threonine phosphorylation; peptidyl-serine phosphorylation; regulation of transcription by RNA polymerase I.